Messenger RNA from Sardina pilchardus (European sardine), 1612 nucleotides. It is a transcript of the gene fcer1g, whose product is annotated as Fc epsilon receptor IgFc epsilon receptor Ig. Gene Ontology annotation, cellular component: Fc-epsilon receptor I complex. Gene Ontology annotation, biological process: cell surface receptor signaling pathway. Gene Ontology annotation, molecular function: IgE receptor activity. NCBI's taxonomy places the organism in Eukaryota, Metazoa, Chordata, Actinopteri, Clupeiformes, Clupeidae. Bases 127 to 399 code for a protein of 90 amino acids. The record is from RefSeq and is a predicted model, not a curated record. The transcript is spliced from 5 exons.
CUUCUUUCCGUCAGUUCAAACGCCCGACUCCUGAGAAGACUGAACACACACUCUCGCUCCGCUCUCCGCUCUCCAUCACGAUCCGUCUCUCUGGGUGUGUGUGUGUGUGUGUGUGUGUUCUGGAACAUGAAGACCUCACGCUCCCUCCUCUCGGCCAUACCUCUGUGGAUGUGUUUCGGCCAGGCAGCUGCCAUCUCAGAGCCCCAGAUCUGCUACAUCUUGGACAGCAUCCUCUUCCUCUAUGGCCUCAUCCUCACCGUGCUCUACUGUCGACUCAAGUGGAUUCAGAGUAAGGAGGCUUAUCCUGUGAAGAAGCAAGCAGAGGGCAUAUAUGAAGGUCUGUCCCCCCAUGCCCAGGACACCUACGAGACCAUCCAGCUGAAGAAAGGGAUGAAGUAGAGAGAGGAGGAGCGGAAGAAGAGAGGGAUGAAGAGAAGAGAGGAGGAGGAGCAGAAGAAGAGAGGGAUGAAGAGAAGAGAGGAGGAGGAGCAGAAGAGAGGGAUGAGGAGAAAAGAGGAGGAGGAGAGAGGAUUUGCUCCAUGUACCUUCACAGCAGCAGCAGCAGCAGCUUAUCUGUCCAAUACGCUCUACCGGCUUAAGCAGCAUUCACACCAAGAACCAUAACGAUAACCAUGACGAUAACCAUGACGAUAAUAACCAUGACGAUAAUAACCAUAGCGAUAACUAUAACCAUGACGAUAACCAUAACGAUAACCAUAACGAUAAUAACCAUAGCGAUAAUAACCAUAGCGAUAAUAACCAUGACCAUAACGAUAACCAUAAGCAUAGCGACAAAAGCGUCCACACUGGCCACCGAUAAGAAAAUGAUCUCCUCGUGUAAAUGAAUGUGAUGGCUAGAAUAGUAUGGGUUCUGAUUGGCUGUUAGCUUUUUAUCGUUCUCAAAACGAUCAACAACGAUAUCAUUCUUCAUGUCGUUAUCGUUAUAGUUUAUGUGUGAAUGCUGUCAUUCAUAUUAACGAGAGCGAUACUUAUUUAUAGUUAUCAUUAUAGUUAUCGUUCUUGGUGUGAACAGCCCUUUACUCCAGAUGGCAAAAAUUAUAAUUGUUAGAUGAUUCAGUUGUGUGUGUGUGUGUGUGUGUGUGAGAGAGAGAGAGAGAGUCUUAGUGUGUAUGUGUGUGUGAGAGAGAGUGUGUGUGUCUGUGUACAGUAGGUGUGUAUGUGAGAGAGCUAGAGAGUGAGUGUGUGUGUGUAUUUAUGAGGUGCACUGUAAUGGAGAAAUGUCACACACCCUGAGUGUUGAGAGAAGUAUGGGGCCUUAUGUCUCAGGGUGGACACAGUUAGUGUGUGUGUGUGUGUGUGUGUCUUAGGUCUCAGGCUGUACACAACUGCUUGCUGAAUUUCUGUCCAAUGCAAUCUGCUUGAGAGAUCUUUUUUUAAAUAAUAUAUUUGAUAUACUAUUUCAUAUCACCAUGAGUGUGUGAGUGUGUUUUUUGAUAUCACUGUGUGUGUGUGUUUGUUUCAUAUUACCGAGUGUGUGUUCAUAUCACCGUGUGUGUGUGUGUGUGUGUGUGCGUGUUAGUUUGUUUUAACUCUAGCUGUAUCAGUAGCUUGUUGACUAACGGCGUGAAUAUUAAAGUGUCAGCUUCUCUGA